GAGAUACACUCAGUGCACUUUGCACAGAUCAGAGGGGACAGCAUGGAUACAAUCAUGACGUUACCUGUGCUGAUCGGACUCCUAGCUGUGUUAGCAACAGUGCUACUUAUCUGGCUGAGAGCUGGAAACAAAGAAAGCAAGUUUUUAAAAACGCUGAAUGAUCCCAGUGUUAAAUAUCCUCUGCCCCUCACAGAGAUCGAGGAAAUCAGUCAUGACACUAAAAGAUUUCGCUUUGGACUUCCAUCCUCCCAACACGUACUCGGUCUUCCAAUCGGUCAGCAUGUGUACCUGUCUGCUAAAGUGAACGGGAAUCUGGUGAUCCGAGCAUACACUCCUGUCUCCAGUGAUGAGGACAAAGGCUUUGUAGAUCUAGUCGUGAAGGUCUAUCACAAAAACACCCAUCCUAACUACCCUGAUGGGGGCAAGAUGUCUCAGUAUCUAAACGACAUGAAGAUUGGUGACACCAUUGACCUCCGAGGACCAAAUGGGCUGCUGGUGUACAACGGGAAAGGUCAGUUUGCUAUCAGACCUGAUAAAAAGUCAGAUGCCAAGGUGCGGACGUUUAAACACGUGGGCAUGAUUGCAGGUGGUACAGGAAUCACUCCAAUGCUGCAGCUUAUCCGCAGUAUUACAGCAAAUCCUGCCGACAACACCAAGUGUUCCCUCAUUUUUGCCAACCAGACUGAGAAGGACAUCUUGUUAAAGAAGGAGUUGGAGGAGGUCGUGAAGAAUCACCCUGAUAAACUCCAUCUGUGGUACACACUUGACAGACCUCCACAAGGUUGGAAAUACAGCAAAGGUUUUGUUGAUGCUACAAUGCUGAAAGAACACCUACCUGCUCCAGCCAGUGACGUGCUGAUUGUGAUGUGUGGUCCACCCCCCAUGAUCCAAUACGCCUGCCUGCCGAACCUCAACAAGCUCGGCUUUCAGCAAGAAAACAUUUUUUCAUACUAACACCAGUCGAGACAUUUAAAUAGAACAUAAACAAUAUGAAAACGAUCAGACCUGUGUGAGAGAUAUGUGCUGAUACAUGUGAUGUUUUUAUGAAAUUUUAGUACUGUAACCGAACUGAACUUGAAGAAUGUUUUGUACAUUCACCUUGGAAUAAAUAUGCUGUUAGACUGUGA
Molecule: messenger RNA, 1127 nt
Organism: Trichomycterus rosablanca
Lineage: Eukaryota; Metazoa; Chordata; Actinopteri; Siluriformes; Trichomycteridae
Product: NADH-cytochrome b5 reductase 2
Exons: 9
Coding region: 43-954 (303 amino acids)
Molecular function (GO): FAD binding; oxidoreductase activity
Source: RefSeq, a predicted model, not a curated record